Molecule: messenger RNA, 1310 nt
Organism: Conger conger (European conger)
Lineage: Eukaryota; Metazoa; Chordata; Actinopteri; Anguilliformes; Congridae
Product: MICAL-like protein 1
Exons: 8
Coding region: 79-645 (188 amino acids)
Source: RefSeq, a predicted model, not a curated record
ACAUGAUUCACCCAGCACAGGUCGUCAAGCAGUUAAUGCAGCCAGUCCAAGCAGUAGGAAACCUAAGAAGAGACCAGAAUGUGGGGUUUCACAGCCCUCUCCCACAGCAAACUGGAUGCUUCCACAUUGGCACUGCCCCACUCUCAAAGCAAGAUGCAUUCGUCCCUGGAGGACAUCCAUUUGCAGAUGAGGGAGCUGGAGCACCAUCUCAACCUGCUGGAGCUGAGAGGAGUGGAACUGCAGAGGAAUCUGAGAGUCUGCCAGAACGAUGAGCAGGAGGAGAUGCUGCUGGCGGACUGGUUCAGUCUCAUUCACCAGAAGCAUAUGAUGGUGCGCUGGGAGGCUGCGCUGGUCUACGCGGAAAAGCAGCAGAAUCUGGAGGAGAAGCAAGCAGAUGUGGAGGAUGAGCUCAGGUGUCUUCUCAGUAAACCAGAGAGGGAGUGGAUUAAUGCUGAUUGGAUCAGAGAGCAGCAGUUGAUGGCAGAGUUUGUCACCAUUAUUGAAGAGAGGGACCACAUUAUCAACAGGAUGGACCAGGACAAUCAAAGGCAGGUGGUGGAGGACAAGCUGCUUGCAGCCAUGAUCAAGAGAAAAAAUUCAACCAGCAGACAGAGGAAGAAGGGCGGUGAACUUCUGGCCCAUUAAAGUGUUGAAGAUGUUGAGCCAAAAGAUGGAGGGGGGUGAAAGUAAGGGCCCUCAUGCAAGCAAAAGCUGAAGUGUGAGGGGGCUUAGUGUUAGUGGUUCCGUCCAGUUUGACCUUAUGGGCUGCAAUUAAGGUAGCUCCCUCUGACUGCAUCCCCCUCACUGGGUGACACUGGCCAAUUAGUCAAUUGGCGCUGGCCUGAUCUGGAUGAUCAGAAUGAAAUUGAACUGUAAUGCAUCAAGACUGCAAUAACUGCAUAUGUCUGGAAAGAAGGGGGCUACAGCUGAAGAUCACUUGGAAAGUCAUCUUUUACCAGGAGUAUAGGUGCACACUAAAUGUUUCAACCUUGUUCAUCUUCAGGGAAAAAUGUUUAUUUAUUUAUUUAUGUGCGGUCGUGCCUUUUUUAUUUUUUUAAUCACAUUUAGAACUACCUUAAACUAGUUUCUAAACAUACAUACAGUGAGUAAAUGUAUUGAAAGUAUCUAAAGCACAUCAUGCUUGAAUUGGUCAUAGGCCAAACAUAGAACCACCCCUAGAUGUUUGAGGACUCUGUCCCCUCUGAAACACUGGACAGAUGGCACAUGUGGCCAUGAACAGUCAUCAAUCUGUCAAAGAAAGGCAAGAAGGUGGGGCCCUCGGCACAGUGUCUGAUCUGCCUUGUGGGUGG